Molecule: messenger RNA, 6139 nt
Organism: Stegastes partitus (bicolor damselfish)
Lineage: Eukaryota; Metazoa; Chordata; Actinopteri; Pomacentridae
Gene: garre1
Product: granule associated Rac and RHOG effector 1
Exons: 14
Coding region: 1037-4387 (1116 amino acids)
Biological process (GO): Rac protein signal transduction
Molecular function (GO): CCR4-NOT complex binding
Source: RefSeq, a predicted model, not a curated record
GAGCACAGCCACUUCAGACCUGAAUGAUAUUUCCCUAAACAAAAGGAGCUUUCUAGUGUUUCUGUUGCUGCUCACUAGAUUAUACAGGAAAUGACCUAGAGGCCUUACAGAUACAUUUGUGCUUUUGUCGCUCUAAUCUGCAUCCGCAGAGAACAGCGAGAUCUGGAAGCACACUUGUUUCCGCGGUGAGUAAUAUCUACCUCAGCCAGCAGACAGGGGAGAAACCAGGAAGCUGCUGGAGACUUCAUACAGGCAGACCGAGCUAUCAGCUGGCCGCUUGCUCACUGCCUGCCGAGUCCUGCUUUAUGAAGAGGAUUUGUGACGGACUGGAUCUGUCUGCCCUUCGCCUCCCACUGCUCCUCUGCCAGCCACUGCAAAAGACAACACGAAGCCACAUUCUCUGAUUCCAGCAGUUACGUGCUUCUUCUUCUUCUUCUUCUUCUUCGUCUUCUUCUUUUUUUAAUAGUCAUUGUCCCUCUGUGCUGUUGACCAGUGUCAUUUUCCUUGGAUUCAGUUUUGCUUUUAAAAGGGUUUUUCUACUUUUACCAUUGCAGACUGGUAUAGGUUUAUAUAUCUAUAUAUAUAUCUAUAUAUAUAUGUAUAUACUCUAUAUACUGUAUGAAGAAGGAUUUUUUUUUUCCCAUUCUGAAGGAAAGUAAGAGCACUUUAAAACUUGGCUGUAGUACUUUUCCUCCUCUAUUAUGAUCAUUUUGUUUGAAGCUGAAAACAGAGAAUCUGGGGGUGUGUCUUUGUUGUUUUUUAAGCUGGCUAUGACGUAUCUGCAGCAGGGCUGCAUGUAAGCAUUUUACUCAGCCUGCCAGUUUUGAUCACCCUCUCGGCCUCACCCACUUCUGUGUUGCCCUUCUACAAGGCACACUGAGAUGAGUCUCUGGCAGGUGGAAUCCUUGAGCUGUCUUUCUAUUUAACUUGAACAGUUUCAGGACUGUUGGAUUUGGUGUUUUUGUAAAAAGGACAAGAGCACUUUGCGGGGAAGAACAAACUACAAACAGGAGCUUCCGGUGCUGCUGCACCACCUAUGUAUUGUUGUAGUGCGCAGGAAAGUAAAAUGGACUACAAGCGUCGCUUUUUGCUCGGCGGGUCCAAGCAGAAAGUGCAACAGCACCAGCAGUACCAGAUGCCUGAGCUGAGCCGGACCCUGAGCGCCUCUCUGGCCUCCUCUUGCUCUGCCUCUUCGCCCAUGGGCACUGGGGUGGGCAUGCCUGGCAGCUGCCACCCACCUCCUUCUGGCGCCACCACCGCUGUUGCCGACAUCCAGCAAGGCAUCUCCAAAUAUUUGGAUGCCCUCAACGUGUUCUGCCGGGCCAGCGCCUUCCUCACAGACCUGUUCAGCAGUGUGUUCAGGAACUCUCACUAUUCCAAAGCAGCUAUGCAACUGAAGGACGUGCAGGAACACGUCAUGGAGGCGGCCAGCAGGCUGACUGCAGCAAUAAAGCCUGAAAUCGCCAAGAUGCUGAUGGAGCUGAGCGCUGGGGCUGCCAACUUUAAAGACCAGAACGACUUCAGCCUGCAGGAUGUUGAGGUACUGGGUCGGUGCUUCCUCACGGUGAUGCAGGUCCAUUUCCAGUUUCUAUCACAGGCUUUGCAGAAGGUCCAGCCCGUGGCUCAGUCCUGCCUGGCUGAGGCUCUCGCCCAGGCCCAGGAGCGCUGUGCCAACGCCCGCUCCCAAAGCUCUGACCUCGGGCCCCUCACAGAGCUAGAGGAAGCCUCCCGCUCAUGGAAAGGUGCAGCUGAGGCCACGGCGAGGCUGAGGGAGAGGGGCAGGGAUGGCUGCCUGGCAGGCAUCCAGGUUCAGCAGCUCUUUUGCUCCAACAACACCACCAUCCCCGAGCACCAGCUGAAGGAGCUCAACAUGAAGAUUGACAGUGCUUUACAGGCCUAUAAAGCAGCAUUAGAGAGCCUGGGCCAUAGUGAGUACGCACUGAAGGCAGGCUUUCAUCUCAACCCCAAAGCUGUGGAGGCAGCCUUACAGAGCUGUUGCAGUGAAGCGGAGGCUCAGCAGGCAGGCAGGAUGCAGACCACCUCCCAGCCCAUUCAGUGCGAGCUGCCAACCAUCCCUGUGCAGAUCGGCUCACAUUUUCUCAAAGGAGUGUCCUUCAACGAGUCAGCCGCUGAAAACCUCAAGCUGAAAACGCACACGAUGCUGCAGCUCAUUAAGGAGGCGCUGGGCCAGAACGGCGUGACCCCCAGGGACGACUCCCCCGUCACUGAGGUCCUCAACCAAGUUUGCCCAUCCAGUUGGAGAGGAGCCUGCAAGACAGCUGUCCAGCUGCUGUUUGCCCAGGCUGGACUGGUGGUUGUUGAUACAGCUCAGAUUGAGAACAAAGAGGCCUAUGCUCCCCAGAUCACUCUGGAAGGAUCCAAGGUGGUGGUCCAGGUCCCCUCUACAUGGUGUCUCAAGGAGGACCCAGCCACUAUGUCCUUGCUCCAGCGCAGCUUAGACCCAGAGAAGACGCUUGGUUUGGUGGAUGUACUUUACACAGCAGUGUUUGACAUCAACAGGUGGAAGGAGAGAAAGGAGCAGGCCUUGCCCACUAUUCAGAUACAGCUGCAGCGGGAGAGCCCAGACUACGGCAGCCCGACAGAUUUGCCUCCAGGUACCAGCUCCAAGACUUCCAGUGGAUUGCCCAAAACAAUAUCCAAGCUGACUUCCAAGUUCACCAAGAAGGUUUCAUCCAGCUCAAACAGUGGGGGUAGUUACUCCAUUCCUAGUACCCCGUCUCGCAGCAUGCUGUCAACCAGUAGCUCUGAGGACAAGGCCAAGGGCCUGGGCCACAGUGACGGGAGGCUACAGAGCAUCCUGCAGAUGGGCAGUCUGUCUUGUGCCCCUGACUCUACCCAGCAAAACCAGCUGGCCAACGGCUCGGUGGCUGAAGACCAGGGGAUGAACCUGCCCACUGACCAAGAGAUGCAGGAUGUCAUUGACUUUCUCUCAGGAUUCAACAUGGGCAAGUCCCAGCAGGCUUCACCCCUGGUCAAGAGGAGGAACUCUGUGGCGUCUGCCAACCCCGCUGAACUGAAACCACCGAGCGGUCCUCCGCCAGCCUCCCAGUCGAUCUCUCACGGUGCCCUACAGCCCCCAGCUCAGACCCUGCCUCAGCCCCAGCCUCAACCUGCACCAUCAGUGCAGAAGCAGCAGCCUCAGCCUCAACCGCAGCCACCUCCCCCGCAGCAACAACAGCCCCAGCAGCAGCAGCAGCAGCAGCAACAGCAGCCCCCUCCUCCACCUCAGCAGCCCUCCCCACAAGCCCUGCAGUACUACCAGCACCUCCUGCAGCCCAUCACUCAGCAGCAGGCGCCUCCUCCUCAGCUUCCUCCCCAGCAGACUCCACCCCAGGUCCUGCCAGGGCAAAGAGUGUCAAGCAAGUGGCUAGGCACCUCCGGGCAACAGCCUCCACCGCAAGGCCCCCCAGCAGGGCUGUCACCCCUGGGUCCCAUCGGGCAGUGGGGCUCACCCGGACUGCCGGACCUGAGCUCGGACCUGUACAGUCUGGGUCUGGUCAGCACCUACAUGGACAGUGUCAUGUCAGAGAUGCUGGGUCAGAAGCCACAGGGGCCCCGCAACAAUACUUGGCCUAACAGGGACCAGAGUGAGGGAGUGUUUGGAGUCCUGGGGGACACACUGCCCUUCGACCCAGCAGUUGGCUCGGAUCCAGAGUUUGCACGUUACGUUGCCGGCGUCAGUCAGGCCAUGCAGCAGAAACGGCAGGUGCAGCACAUCCGUCGGCCCAGCAACACGCGCAGCAACUGGCCAAUGCCUGAUGAGCAACACAGGACCUGGUCCCACCCAGAGUACUACAGUGAGGGUGAGACCGUAAACAGCAGCUGGUCAGCCAAUCAGGGGGACUCAGCCAGCUCCAGCGAUGAGACAUCUUCAGCCAACGGUGACAGCCUGUUCUCCAUGUUUUCAGGGCCGGACCUUGUAGCGGCGGUUAAACAAAGGAGAAAACAUAGCUGCGGGGAGCCGGAGGUGUGCACCCUGCCUUCACCACCGCUCCAUCACAUUGGAGAUGAUAACCAGGACAGCAAAACUAAAACCUGGCCUCCCAAAGCACCGUGGCAGCACUCCACCCACACCAACACCAUGCCCAAUCCCAGCUCUUCCUUGUACCAGAUGAACAUCCCUCCUUCCUCGCAGUGGAGCGACUCCAUGCAAAUGCUGCAGUCUCCUGUGUGGUCCACUGCCAGCGACUGCUCCCCCUCCACCGGCAUCUCUUCCGGUUUUCCCUUCACCCAGCAGCAGCAGCAGCAACAGCAGCAGCAGCAACAACAACAACAGCAACAGCAGCAACAUAAACCCAUGACCAAGGGCUUUAAAUCCUUCCCCCUCAAACACGAGCACAGGCCCUCCUACCUUCACCAGUACUGACCGCGGUGUAACGUCGGAACGAGUCCACGGUGAAGUGCCACGGAGGACCUGCAGCUCUGUUACAUGAGCCACUGAGUGGGCCGAGCUGCAGCCAUUUACAGUCCACACCCACUGAAUUGGAAGAUUUCAAAGCCCCCCGAGGCAACGUUAAGUACACACACUGGCUCGACAUUUUUGUAUCUAUAUUUUUCCAUGUCAAACAUCCCCAUUUGAAAAAAAAAAAAGAGAUGUAUUUUGAAGUUUUUUGAACUGCCAUGUUUUAACUAUGAACGGUGCAUGUGUCAUGCUGGCAGCAGUUAGUCUAGUGGUCGUUUCUCUGUCUGUUGAGCUGACGUUUCCUCAGACAAGAGCUGGAGACGCGCACGGCCGUCACCCACUUGCUUCUGCAGCUGAACGUGUGUGUAUGUGUGUGUGUGCGUGCGUGUGUGUGUGUGCGUGUAAAGGAGGGGAUUACAAGGGGGCAGGGGCUUGAAAUGCUCUCAUUUUGCCCAUAAUAAAUAUACUGUGUCUACAUAGCUGUAACUGCCAAAUCUCAUGCAAGAUGACUCAGAAUACAGCUACCAUCUACUGUUUCAUAGCUUGUAAAAUACUGAAGUUGAAAUAUAAAUAUUUAGUUCUUUUUAUUAAGAGGCUUUGAGCAGGCUCAGCAUAAAUAUAGUAAGUCACUGCAGAGGUGUAAUUUGAGAGAAAUACACUACUUUUUUCAACAACUGACCAGAGUUAAGAAUUAUAGCAGUAACUAUGUGCCAUGUUGGUAUUGAUAGCACUUGCAGAAUAUUAUUUCCAACCAAAGCGUUGUUCAGAAGAUGAAUGGUGCUGACGAGACGAGAGGCGGUCCGAGAUUACUGACUAAACGUGAAGUUGAACCCCCUAUUUGAUGCGAGCAUUAGGGAACAUCUUCAUUUCCUCCUCUCUAAUUGGCGGUUGUUUGCUCCAGAUUGACACUAACUCCCAUAAACCUAAUGUUUCUUCUGUUUAAUAAUACAAUAUUUUUCGUGUACAAUUAUUGACAGUAUUAAUCUUAUUUUUGUAUUUUCUUACAUGUUAUACCAUUACUGUAUGUUAGUAUUCUUGUAGACAUAUUACAUAAAAAAAACAAACAUUAUUUUCCACCUCCCAAUAUGUGAAAAAGCACAUUUUUUUCCUACAGAGUUGAACUACACCAUCUAUCUAUAAAGGUUACCAAAUAUGCCAUGCUAAACACUAAAACAUGUUCGAUGAGGGUGUUUUUUCGAGCCCUUGUUUCUUCGGUUUCUAUGGCAAUGGGCUGUAUUUAAAAGCCCAGAAUGUUAUCUUUUUGUGAUGUUUGCGGAUGCCAAUGUUGCCUGUAUUUAAGAAAUGACACCAUGUUUUCAGAAAACUAACAUACUUAACAUGUUUACAGAGAAUUGUUUGCUGUAUAUACAUAUAAAUAUAUAUCUUUUUAUAGUUAAUGUGCUUUGCACAAUCAAGAUAUAGAGUUUGUUGCUUUUUGUCUGUGUUAUCUCCCUAACUGUUGCAGCCUUUUUUAAGACAUCAUUACAGACCUUGGACUGUAACUGUUAGCUUCUCAGCUGUGUCAAAUGGUUUACUAGUGGCUUCUACAAAAGAUUAAAAAAAAAGUAAUAAUAAAAACAUGUUGCCCUGAUAGAAGAUAUGAAGGGGGACUGCUUGGCUUAUGUUGCUUAUUGUUUUCUUGACCUGGCAACUGAAUCUUUCCAAGUGUACCAGCAAUGCAAAAAAUGAAUAAAAAUGACUAGCAGUUCGAAACGC